UUGCUCUCUCGAUUCCCCAAGCAAAGUAAUAUCAAGUGUUGAACGUUGCCGAAAAAGAGCGCGCGCUAAGAGGUACGAUUUUAUCUAGAAAAUCGUGCAGAACAUACGCCUUAAUUGGGUGGAAUUAAGACAAGUUUUGUGGCCGACCAGGCGUCGAGAUGGCUGAAGAGGAACUCGAGGGAGAGCACCAGGAGAACAAGUUCGCCCUCCGCAAUCGCGGGCGAAAGGGCGCCUUGAAGAAGAAGAACAUCUACAAUGUGAAGGAUCAUCGCUUCAUUCCGCGCUUCUUCAAGCAGCCAACCUUUUGCUCGCACUGCAAAGAUUUCAUCUGGGGCUUUGGCAAGCAGGGAUUUCAGUGCCAAGUUUGCUCAUUUGUCGUCCACAAGAGAUGCCAUGAAUAUGUCACAUUCAAAUGCCCGGGCGCUGACAAAGGAGCAGAUUCCGACGCCGUUCGAAAACCACAUAAAUGGCAGGGACAUACAUUUCUCACACCAACUUUUUGCGAUCAGUGUGGAUCGAUGCUGCACGGAAUUGCCCAUCAGGGUAUAAAAUGUCAAGCAUGUGACAUGAAUGUUCACAAACGAUGCGAGGAGAGCGUACCAAAUCUCUGCGGAUGUGAUCAUACUGAGCGUCGGGGGCGAAUUCAGCUCGCCAUUUCGUGUACAGUUAAUAAGCUCACUGCUGAAGUGAAACAGGGCAGAAACUUAAUUCCAAUGGACCCAAAUGGCCUGAGUGAUCCUUAUGUGAAGCUAAAGCUCAUCCCUGACACGGACAACGUGAAGAAGAAAACCAAAACCAUCCGAUCCACGCUGAAUCCUGUGUGGAAUGAGACACUCGCCUUUGAUUUAAAGGCGGAAGACAAGGAUCGACGUCUGCUAAUUGAAAUAUGGGAUUGGGACCGAACAUCCAGGAACGACUUCAUGGGUUCUCUCUCCUUUGGAAUAUCCGAAAUUAUCAAGAAUCCAGCUGACGGAUGGUACAAGUUGCUCACACAAGAGGAAGGGGAGUUCUACAAUGUUCCUGUACCUGACGAGGCUGCCGACUUGGCCCAACUCAAGAGUCAAAUGAGGAAGACAUCCAUAACCAAGAAGCUUCCAGUCUCCACCGACAAGGACAUCCCACACAACAUGAGCAAGAAGGACAUGAUUCGCGCCACCGACUUCAACUUCCUUAUGGUCCUGGGCAAGGGCUCGUUCGGCAAGGUGAUGCUGGCCGAGCGCAAGGGCACCGACGAGCUGUAUGCCAUCAAGAUACUGAAGAAGGACAUCAUCAUCCAAGACGACGACGUGGAGUGCACGAUGGUGGAGAAGAGGGUGCUGGCGUUGUCCAGCAAGCCGCCCUUCCUCGUGCAGCUCCACUCGUGCUUCCAGACAAUGGACCGUCUCUACUUUGUGAUGGAGUUCGUGAACGGCGGCGAUCUCAUGUUUCAAAUUCAGCAAUGUGGAAAAUUCAAGGAACCCGUAGCAGUAUUCUAUGCAUCUGAGAUAGCAAUUGGACUCUUCUUUCUGCACUCUCGUGGGAUCAUCUAUCGUGACUUGAAACUGGACAACGUGCUGCUGGACGCCGACGGACAUAUCAAGAUCGCCGACUUCGGCAUGUGCAAGGAGGGCAUUUCGUACGACAAGACCACCAAGACAUUCUGCGGCACUCCGGACUACAUCGCGCCGGAGAUCAUCCUGUACCAGCCGUAUGGCAAGUCCGUGGACUGGUGGGCGUACGGCGUGCUGCUGUACGAGAUGCUGGUGGGCCAGCCGCCGUUUGAUGGCGAGGACGAGGAGGAGCUUUUUGCCGCCAUUACGGACCACAACGUGUCGUACCCCAAGAGCCUGAGCAAGGAGGCCAAGGACGUGUGCAAGGGCUUCCUCACGAAGAAUCCACAAAAGAGGCUCGGCUGUGGGGCGCGUGGCGAGGAGGACGUGCGCGGUCACUCAUUCUUCCGGCGCAUUGAUUGGGACAAGAUUGAGAAUCGAGAGGUUCAGCCGCCCUUCAAGCCGAAAAUUAAACACCGCAAGGAUGUAUCCAAUUUCGAUAGGCAAUUCACAUCGGAGAAAACUGAUCUCACGCCAACUGAUAAGUUAUUCAUGAUGAAUUUGGAUCAAACCGAAUUUAUGGGAUUCUCCUAUCUCAACCCGGAGUUUGUGCAGCACAUCUAAAGUGCUCGCUUUGCCAUCCUCACACGACAAUUCUACCCACUCACUCUCUCUCUCUCUCUCUAUUUCUUGUGAUUUUUCGGAACCAAUCAAUGUUAUCCACACCCCUUGAGAUAAAUGCCUGGAGAGAACAAGAAUUAUAUAAUGUUAAUGAUAGUGAGUCUGAACAAUCUGUUGAACUUUUUCUACUCAGAGCUCUUUCUACACAGACAAAUUUACUUUAGACCGCCAAAGAAGGCGAUUUUCGUGAUGAAAUAUGAUCGUAUUGACUGCUCGGCGCAUCUUUCAGUCUUGUCAAAUCUUUUGAAAUAUCCAUGGAAGCGCCAUGACGAAAGGAUUUUGAGAAAGCUUAGCCAGCUUUCAUUUGUCUUAUUGGAUAAUCCUUUCAUGUAGAAGAAUUUUGUUGACAGAGGGAAAAACUGUCAUCCUUUCCUAGUGCUUGCAGUCAAAGAGUGUGAAUAGGUGAAUCUAUGGGCAGAGAAAAGUGUGUCAAACAGGGGGAAAACACUUGUGGCAUGAGAUGUACAGCCAAUACUUGUGGUGUAUUUAGGAACUUUUCACUUUACUAACUGCCAUUACAUGAUUAUAUAGUGUAAAAAAUAUAUCUUUGCCAUUGAAGAAAGCAUAUAUUGAUUACCUCUUAGAUAUUCCACACUGUGUUAAUUUCUUUUCCACACACACACAUUUUCAUUUCCGAUUAAUGAUGAUGUCCCACCGCAAAAGAAUUUUAAAUUUCGAUAUACAAGUCUUUACGAAUUAUCUUCAUGAAGUUGAAGACUUUUUUGAAAUAAAUAGAAGACAUAAUGUGGAGAAGGAUGAAAUAUGUAAUAUCUUAUCAACUUCCAAUUCAAGUGUAAUAAAAUACAAAUAUCAUAUAUACAACAUUAAAGAAAUAUAGUAAUAAAAAGUAUGCAAAUUUAGAGAGUGACGCUUCAAGCCCUCCAAUCAAUGGUUGAGUCCCAAUUGAUCUCGAGUGGUUUGAGAGAACCAUUUUCUCAAGUUCUGUGCUACUUCUGGAAACACUGAGGAAUUUUUCAAAGAAAUCUUGCGUUCGUAUGCGAUUUACUUUGAGAAAGUCAACUGAAAAACUCUGAUUAUACUUUCUACUAAAAAAUAAACAAAUUGUCAAGAGAAAGUUAAUCAUAACUUUAUUAAUAAAUGUGUCAAAAGAUUAAAUGAUAAAGAACCAUUGCAGUUGUAACACUUUAUUUAGAUACACGUUAAGAGAUAAAAAGAAAAAAAGAAUAUUGAUGUAUAUUUCAUUCAGAAACACAAAGCAAAAAUACUUUACUUUAUAAGAGAUUUGAAGAAUUGCCACUUGGAGAAGUUAAACUGUGUGUUCACAUGAAAUAAUGAAACAUUUGAGCAUGACUAAAGUUCAUUUCUACAUUUGCUUUGGUUUUUAACCAACUUACAAAAGUGGCGCUGUUUUGUCAGAGAAAUAUUUACAGCCUACAAAUAUUCUAAAAGUACCAGAAAUUUCAGACAACCAAAGGUAUCAAUCGCAAUUACAUUCAAUUGAUCAUUGCAGUGAGAAAAAAACACUGCCAAGUGGCAAAGAGUAAAAAAGCAUUUCUCUCGCUUACGUAGUCCAAAAUGCAGUAAAACUUUUCCAGUAUCACGCUUAAGAGACAUAUUAACAAAGAAAGUAUUAAUGUAAUAGAAUGAGUAAUAAUGGCAUUAGUAAUGGAAUAUGUAGCAAAAAAUAUAAUAGUUCUAUUCUUUUCAAUUUUAGGGCCUAUAGCAAUAAUUUCUCUUAGUCUUUCAAACAGCAAUUUUAUCAUUUACAAACCGUAUGUUUUCAUCACUCUUCCAUUAAUUUCAUGACAGUUCAUUUGAAUAGCAGCAGACAAAGAAAGAAAGCAAAAAUGAGACAAGUUUGGAAGAAUAAUCUUGUAAAUACUUUUGAAUCCACUCUUAUACAAAUUGUAGUUACAUAACGUAUAACUUUUCUCGAGUGCUUUUGAAAAUAAAUAAAAAACAAACAAAUUGAUAAAUGAAUUAUAUUGUCAAAAUAAUGUAGUAAAAUCCAAACUAUUUAAAUUUAUGAAGAACAAAAAAAAGGAUAUUCAAAAAUAACAACAUUUAAAUUAAAUUAUACAUUUAAGCACUUUUUGACAAUCUAAUUGUAGGUAAAGAAGAAGAAUAAAAAAACUAUAACAAGAGAAACAGAAUUAUAGUCAAAAAUGUUUAUUGAUUCAAAGAAAUUCUACAAUAUAUUGUUAUUAAUUUUCUUGAUGUUAUUGACAGACAAAUUUGAAGUCUAUCUUUAUCAUUCCAUUAAAGUAAUUUUUUCGUAAAAAUUAUAUUCAUGAAUUCCACGCUAAAAAGUAAUACUCUUUACUUUAUUUUGUAUAACCUUCGCUAUAUUGAAAAGUAUUUACGUUCUAUGUAUUACAUCUUUCCUACGCGUCAUUGUGACUGCUGUAGGAAAAGAUAAAGUUGUUUCUUAUGACUAACUUUAGAAAAGACGUUUUGAGAUUUGACGAUAGUAUAUCAGAAAAAAGAGGAUAUAAUAAAAGAGAAAAUAUAACUAUAGUAAAUGUAUUUCGAAAGGGGAUUCUUUUGUGUCCACUUAUUGACUAACCACCUUUGAAACAAUUUAAGAAACUUAUAGAAACUAUGAAUGCAAUAAUGAUGGAAAGAACUUUCAAUUGAUACUUUGUACAUUUUGUAUUUUGUUGACAGUGGAAAUAUUGAGGAAAUUCUAUUGAACUUGUUUACGCUGUGAGUUUCAAGGAAAUUGUCUUAAUUUCGGAUUUAGACGCCAAAGUCAUAUAAUAUUUAAAUAUAUUAUUACAUUCAAAAUUCUCAAAUGAAAAUUAUAUCAAAUAUUAUAUUUACAUCAUUAUGAUAAUUCAAUUAAAUAAACCACUAUAUACUCUUUCAACUUA
Messenger RNA from Phlebotomus argentipes, 5044 nucleotides. RefSeq names its product protein kinase C, brain isozyme-like. The transcript has 12 exons. Gene Ontology annotation, molecular function: ATP binding; zinc ion binding; diacylglycerol-dependent serine/threonine kinase activity. Bases 159 to 2153 code for a protein of 664 amino acids. The record is from RefSeq and is a predicted model, not a curated record. NCBI's taxonomy places the organism in Eukaryota, Metazoa, Arthropoda, Insecta, Diptera, Psychodidae. Gene Ontology annotation, biological process: protein phosphorylation.